Puccinia triticina is the source of this 2637-nucleotide messenger RNA. RefSeq lists its product as uncharacterized. The transcript has 5 exons. Gene Ontology annotation, molecular function: ATP binding; RNA helicase activity; nucleic acid binding. The record is from RefSeq and is a predicted model, not a curated record. Gene Ontology annotation, cellular component: nucleolus. The coding region runs from base 1 to 2637 and encodes 878 amino acids. NCBI's taxonomy places the organism in Eukaryota, Fungi, Basidiomycota, Pucciniomycetes, Pucciniales, Pucciniaceae.
AUGGCUCGACCUUUCAAAAGAACACGAAGAAAAGAAACCGAGCAAGUCAAGGAACCGGAGCCAGAGCCACAAUUCGAUGAUAAUGAACCGAUUGGAAUUAUUGAAAGCGAAGCAGAGGACUCACCAGCUCCGAUACCAUCAUUUGACAUGGGAAUCGACUCAACAAAACCCACGGCAUUUGAUAAGCUUCCUUGGAAGAAGGUCCCACUACCUGACUUCAUGGGUGAUGGUCUAGCCUUCGACCCGGAUGGGGGCGGAUUAUUAGGCUUGGAAGAACUCGAUGGCUCGGUUUGGGAAGAUAUCAAACAGUCUAGCCGUAAACGCAAUCUGGAUCGACUGGAAGAAAAUGAUGAUAAUGAGAAAAACCCGACGCUUGAAGAUCAAGACCAUCAAGACCACGUGAAAAGCCUCGAUUCCGAAGUUACAGAAGUCACACCAAGUCAAGCAACGAUCGAUAAAGAACUAAGGAAACAGGCUAAGAAGGAGAGACUGGCUAAGCUAAGGGAACUCAAGAAGAGUGCUCAACCCAAGAACCUCACCACUACCGAUUCUGUCAAUGAUGGUCAAACUGAACGAAAACAGCGAGAAAAUAAAGAAGUGGACGAUGAACUGGAUAAUGUUGACUGGGCUGCGACUGCUGAUCUUGAUGGAAUGUCAGACAUGGAAAGAGACGUUGAUGAUCAGUUGAUUAUGUUACCCUUCGAUGAGUCCCUACUACCUGCUUGGUCACAUAUCAAGCUGGCCAGUCCGAUCAAACGUGCCUUGUAUCAGCUCUCGUUCACCAAACCGACCGCUGUACAGGAAGCGAGUUUACCUGUCUCACUCAGUUCCACGGAUUCACCUCGAGAUUUAGUCGUGAUUGCCGAGACAGGGUCGGGCAAGACGCUGGCGUAUGCUCUUCCAAUCCUCAAUGCACUCCUCCUUUCUUCGCCCUCGCCGACAUUGAAAUCAAGUCCGCAAGUUUUGCCUAUAGUCACACUAAUCUUGACCCCAACUCGGGAGCUAUGUCUUCAAGUGAAAACUCAUAUAGACACAUUCCUUAAGGCAAUGUGCAGUGAGACUGAUCCGUCACAAGAAAGUACAAUGGGUGAGCCUAGCUCUUCGAAAAAUCGGACGGGAAUCACGACAGUCUCGAUUUGCGGUGGGAUUGCGAUGGCCAAGCAACGCAAACAACUCGAACGAAGCAAGAAGCUGAUGGAGCCCGGAAAAGGUGGUCUAGGCUGCAUCGUCAUCGCCACACCCGGUCGGCUUUGGGAUAUGAUCCAAAGUUGGGACGAAUUUGCAGAGGGAAUCAAGCGCAAGUUGGACUGGUUAAUCAUCGACGAGGCUGAUAAGAUGAUUGAGAAGGGCCACUUUGAAGAACUCGAAAAGAUCCUGAAAUUGACUAAACGCCCCAAACAGCGCCGUGCUCGACAAGAGAAUGGCGAAGAGGAUGAUGAUCAAGAUGAAGAAUGGGAAGAUGAAUGGACCUCGAAAGCGAGUAACGCGGAUAAUUUCAUCAAAGAGAAGAUCAGGACGAUGGUUUUUUCAGCCACUAUGGAUAAGAACUUGCAGAUCAAUCUAAAGAAGAGGUCCUUCAAGGGAAAACCGCCAACUGUCGGGGGCUCAAUACCCCCUGCCGAUCCGAUGCAUGACUUACUGGAACAGAUCGAUUUUAGAGAUCCACAUCCAGAAUUGAUCGAUUUAACUCCGGAAGGAAGAAUGGUCGGUGGACUCAAGGAGUGCAAGAUCGAAUGCGUGCUUAAAGACAAAGAUCUAUACUUGUUGCACUUCAUGCUACGUUACACGGGGCGGACGAUUGUAUUCUUAUCCUCGAUCUCUGCGCUUCGAAGGUUAUCGCCGAUGUUGAACCUGCUGUUACCCCACUCGACUGUGUUAACAUUGCAUUCAGAAAUGCAGCAACGGUCACGAUUGAAAUCAUUAGAUCGUUUCCGUUCCAGUUCGAAUUCGAUCUUGCUGUCGACUGACGUGGCUGCACGAGGCUUGGAUAUCCCGCAAGUUGACCAUGUCAUCCACUACCAGAUCCCUAGGUCUUCGGAUUGCUAUGUCCAUCGCUCCGGUAGGACUGCCAGAGCUGGAAAAGGCGGCGUUGCUUUGGCUCUCAUUGCGCCAGACGAACUCAAAACUUGGAGAAGUCUGAUGAAAAAUUUGGGAAGAGCCGAUGAUUUACCAUCUCCGCCGAUUGAGCAUUCAAUUUCGAAUAAGUUGAAAGAGCUAUUGGAGUUGGCUAGAAAAAUCGAUAAUCUGGAGCACAAAUCGACCAAACAAUCUCACGAUGAUAACUGGAUGAAAAAGACCGCUGAGAUGCUCGAGAUCGACCUGGAUAACUCGAACGAUGAGUCUGAUGCAGAUGAAAAAGACAGACAAACAAAGCCGAAGGGAGACAAUAAAGCGAUGAGCCAGGCGAAGAUUUUACGAACCCAAUUGAAAGAAAAACUAUCGGACCCAUUGAUCAUCAAGAAUAAUUCACUGAUCACCAGAUCCAAAACUAAUCAGAGCAAUCAUCAUCGUCCCCGGAAAAUCAAUAAUUGUUUUAUUAAGGACCCUCAAGUUAUUGAAAACUUUCUCUCUAAUCAGAAUCAUUCUCAUCUUGUCGGGUUGAAUCGCUCCGUGAACGCCUUAAAUGAACUCUCUUAA